Molecule: messenger RNA, 2893 nt
Organism: Hevea brasiliensis (rubber tree)
Lineage: Eukaryota; Viridiplantae; Streptophyta; Magnoliopsida; Malpighiales; Euphorbiaceae
Exons: 12
Coding region: 239-2797 (852 amino acids)
Biological process (GO): L-arabinose metabolic process
Molecular function (GO): alpha-L-arabinofuranosidase activity
Source: RefSeq, a predicted model, not a curated record
GCAGCUUUACAUUUGAUUCCUUCUUUUUUUUUUUGUUUUGGCUAACUUUUGAAUAGAGUUCUCCUUUCAAUUUAUUAUCUUCCUUUGGGUCUUCUGGUCUCUUGUUUUUUUAUGCCUAAAGAUUUUUGCUUUCUGUUCUCUUUUUAAUGGAAUGUUUUAACUGUUUCUUAAUCGUCUUUUGAACUUCAAAAUAGCUGGUUUAAAGUUAUUUUUUUGAAAAAAAAAAAAAGGAAAGUUAAUGGAAAGAAAAAUGAAGGGUUAUGUGCUCAUUGAAGUGUUAGCUCUGCUACUGCUAUGUGGAUGUGCUAUGGGUAAGGAGUGCUCAAAUACCGUCCCAAACAAGAGUUUACAAUUUGAAAUUGCAUCAACCAAAAAUGAAACAUGGAAACAACAGAUACUUUCUCAAUUCAAGGUGAAUACAGUAUAUGAGAAACCAACAAAGGUAUCAAAAGGAAGCACUUUGAAUUGGGAAAAGAUUUCCAAUCAAAUCACCAAUGCUGCCAAGUUUAAUCCUCCUCAAGGUCUUCUGAAGGAAGUUUCAUUACAUGAUGUUAGAUUGGAACCAAAUUCACUCCACUGGACAGCACAGCAGACAAAUUUAGAGUACCUAAUGAUGCUGGAUGUUGAUAGAUUGGUCUGGAGCUUCAGGAAAACAGCAGGGCUGCCCACUCUUGGCACCCCAUAUGGGGGCUGGGAGGCACCAGAUAUUGAGCUCAGAGGUCAUUUUGUAGGACACUACUUGAGUGCCGCAGCAAAAAUGUGGGCUAGCACUCAAAAUGGAACUCUCCAAGAGAAAAUGUCUGCUGUAGUUUCAAUUCUUUCUGAUUGUCAGCAGAAAAUGGGUACAGGUUACCUUUCUGCUUUUCCUUCAGAGCUAUUUGAUCGUUAUGAAGCUGUUGUAUAUGUAUGGGCACCAUAUUACACCAUUCACAAGAUCAUGUCAGGUCUUUUGGAUCAACAUACAAUUGCUAAAAAUCCUCAAGCUCUGAAAAUGCUUACUUGGAUGGUUGAUUACUUUUACAAUCGUAUUCAAAAUGUUAUUUUACAAUUCAGUAUAGCAAGGCACUAUGCAGCUCUUAAUGAGGAAACUGGUGGCAUGAAUGAUCUUCUUUACAGGUUGUACUCCAUAACGAAAGAUCCAAAACAUUUAGUGAUGGCUCACCUGUUUGACAAACCAUGCUUUCUAGGGGAGCUUGCAGUACAGGCUAAUAAUCUGGCCGAUUUCCAUGCUAAUACGCAUAUCCCUGUUGUUAUUGGAUCACAAAUGCGGUAUGAAGUCACAGGCGAUCCUCUUUACAAGAGUAUAGCAACAUACUUCAUGGACAUUGUUAACUCUACACACACUUUCGCAACAGGAGGGACAUCAAUUGAUGAACACUGGAAAGAACCAAGUCGCCUGGCAUCCCACCUAAUGCCAGAGAAUGAGGAAUCAUGCACAACCUAUAAUAUGCUGAAGGUUUCUCGCAACCUUUUUAGAUGGACUAAAGAAACGGCAUACGCAGAUCAUUAUGAACGUGCACUGACUAACGGUGUACUAAGUAUCCAAAGAGGAACUGAGCCAGGAGUGAUGAUUUACUUUCUUCCACUUGGUCCUGGACACAGCAAGGCUGUAAGUAAUCAUGGGUGGGGAACACCUUUUGACUCUUUCUGGUGCUGCUAUGGCACAGCUAUUGAAUCAUUCUCAAAAUUGGGAGAUUCCAUUUAUUUUGAAGAGGAAGGAAAAGUUCCAAGUCUUUACAUCAUCCAAUAUAUAUCCAGCUCUCUUAACUGGGUUUCUGGACAGAUUGUGCUUAAUCAGAAAGUUGACCCUGUUGUUUCUUGGGAUCCUUUCCUUAAAGUGACAAUAACGACUUCAACUCUACAAAAUUCAAAGGAAGGAAACCGACUCUCUACCUUGAAUCUGCGGAUACCCAUUUGGACAAAUUUAAAUGAUGCUAAGGCAGAAUUAAACAAUAUAAAUCUAAAACUACCAGCUCCAGGUAAUUUCCUAUCAAUCACUAGAUAUUGGGCUCCUAAUGACACAUUAAACCUUCAGCUGCCUAUUGAUAUGAGACUAGAGGCAAUUAAAGAUGACAGGCCUGAAUAUGCUUCUAUUAAGGCAAUACUUUAUGGCCCUUAUCUGCUUGCGGGGCAUUCAUCUGGCAACUGGGACAUCACAACCGGGAAUGCAAGUUCCAUUUCAGAUUGGAUAACUCCAAUUCCUAGUACUUACAAUAACCAUUUGGUUACAUUUUCCCAACAAUGGGGAAACUCCAUCUUUUUCUUGAUGAACUCAAGCCAAAUAAUUACAAUGGGAAAUUCUGCUCAAUUUGGCAAUAAUUCUGCACUCCAGGCCACUUUCAGGCUCAUUUUUGCGGACCAAUCUUCUUCAAAAGUUUCAUCUAUCAAGGAUGCCAUUGGAAAGUCGGUCAUGCUUGAACCAUUUGAUUAUCCAGGAAUGCUAGUAGUGGCUCACGCAGAUAGAGCACUUGUGAUUGGAAGACAGGGCUAUUCUGCUUUCCACUUGGUUCCAGGAUUGGAUGCAAGGAAAGGAACAGUAUCCUUGGAGUCAGAAACACUCAAGGGAUGUUUCGUUUACGGUGGUGCGACUAACAAUUCAAGCAUGGCGCUCAAAUGCAAUUUGGAUACAUCGAAUUCCACCGUUGCUAAAGCCGCCAGCUUUGUAAUGCACGAGGGAAUGAGUAAAUACCAUCCUAUCAGCUUUGUGGCAAAAGGAGCAACAAGGAAUUUUCUUUUGGAGCCAUUGCUAAAAUAUAAAAAUGAAACCUAUACCGUUUAUUUCAACAUUCAAGCUUAAGAAGUUUGGACAGAGUAUUGGAAAUAAAUUUUAGAAAGAGGUUUUUUCUAUAUAUAAUUGAUGAGUAAUAGUCGUCUUUGAACAUUGUGUUAUACA